Hydra vulgaris (swiftwater hydra) is the source of this 405-nucleotide messenger RNA. RefSeq names its product protein phosphatase 1 regulatory subunit 27. Gene Ontology annotation, cellular component: BRCA1-BARD1 complex; BRCA1-A complex. Gene Ontology annotation, biological process: protein K6-linked ubiquitination. Lineage: Eukaryota; Metazoa; Cnidaria; Hydrozoa; Anthoathecata; Hydridae. Gene Ontology annotation, molecular function: ubiquitin-protein transferase activity; protein binding. The record is from RefSeq and is a predicted model, not a curated record.
AUGAAUCGAAAAUUAAGUCAAAACAUUUUGCACACUAAUGAUUACAAUAUUCGAAGAAAAAGUUUAUUGGAAAAAACCUACUCCAGUGUUGACAACGAAACAAAGCUUAUCAAUGCAGUUGCUAGAGGAGAUUUAGAAGAUGUUAAAAACAUUCUUGCAAUACCAAAUCUUUCAGUAAAUGCUAUUAGAAAACCAGGUUGGUCAGCACUCCAUCACGCUUGUAAAAAUGGAAAUAAGGAGAUCGUUAAAUUAUUAUUAAAAAAUGGAGCUGAUAUCAACUUGCGUUCUGAGGAUAACCUAUACCCACUAGAAAUAUCUACGCUUGGAGGACAUUUUGAGUUAUCUAUGUUUCUUAUUGAAAAUGGCGCUAUAUUGCAAAGCAUUGUGAAUGGUAUGCCCAUUUAA